UCGACGUCCCCGGAAGUGCAAACCCAGAGUUCGGACAGGUGUGGAUUCCGCCGGCAAGGCGGCUCUUUUAGAGAUGCCAGGAGCCGCGGCCAAGGGCUCGGAGUUGUCCGAGAGGAUCGAGAGUUUCGUAGAGGCCCUGAAGCGGGGCGGCGGGCCGCGCAGCUCUGAGGACAUGGCUCGGGAGACGCUGGGGCUGCUGCGCCGGAUCAUCACGGACCACCGCUGGAGCAACGCAGAGGAGCUCAUGGAACUGAUCCGCAGAGAGGGCCGGAGGAUGGCGGCCGCGCAGCCCUCAGAGACCACUGUGGGCAACAUGGUGCGGAGAGUGCUCAGGAUCAUCCGGGAGGAGUAUGGCAGACUCCACGGACGCAGCGACGAGAGCGAUCAGCAGGAGUCCCUGCACAAACUCUUGACAUCUGGAGGCCUGAUCGAGGAUUUCAGCUCACAUUAUGCCCAACUCCAGUCCAACAUCAUUGAGGCAAUUAAUGAGCUGCUUGUGGAGCUGGAAGGGACAAUGGAGAACAUUGCAGCUCAGGCUCUGGAGCACAUCCACUCCAAUGAGGUGAUCAUGACCAUUGGCUUCUCUCGAACUGUAGAGGCCUUCCUCAAAGAGGCUGCCCGAAAGAGGAAAUUCCAUGUCAUUGUGGCAGAGUGUGCUCCUUUCUGCCAGGGUCAUGAAAUGGCAGUCAAUUUGUCCGAUGCAGGAAUUGAGACAACUGUCAUGACCGAUUCUGCCAUUUUUGCAGUUAUGUCAAGAGUCAACAAGGUGAUCAUUGGCACAAAGACCAUCCUAGCCAACGGUGCCUUGAGAGCUGUGACAGGAACGCAUACUCUAGCAUUGGCAGCAAAACACCAUUCCACCCCCCUCAUCGUCUGUGCUCCUAUGUUCAAGCUUUCCCCACAGUUCCCCAAUGAAGAAGAUUCAUUUCACAAGUUUGUGGCUCCUGAAGAAGUCCUGCCUUUCACAGAAGGGCUGUGGAAAGGCGCUGGAGAGUAUCAUGAUCUGAAGUCAUUUCUUCUGGUUUGCGUUUUGCUGCAGCUUUCCUUCCUUGGCGUAGCAACACGUGUGAUUGCCUUUCAGGGGACAUUCUGGAGAAGGUCAGCGUUCACUGCCCUGUGUUUGACUACGUCCCCCCAGAGCUCAUUACCCUCUUUAUCUCCAACAUUGGUGGGAACGCACCUUCCUACAUCUACCGCCUGAUGAGUGAACUCUACCAUCCUGACGAUUAUGUCCUAUGACCACCACUCGUCCUAAGCAGAAGCUGCUUAGGCAAACACAGAAUGGAGAGGAGGCUUCAGUGCUGCUGCUGAAACACAUCUUCCUUGUAAUGGGGGAGUGAACUGGAGUCAACCUAAUAAAACUUGAUGCUGUUCCCUGCCUCUUUAGUCAUCCCAUAACAAGGACGCACAUCCAGGACUGUUUCUUGCCUUUCAGGUCUUAGCAGAGCAACAGGUCCGACCUAUUGAUUUUAGAGCCUCUUAGUGACCUGAGGCAUCUGUUUCAGGAACUUAAACUUUCUGGUUUAGUGGUGUGUUAAACAUAACACUGAAUACCUUGCUGGGAUACAGGUUUUUGCUCAGAAAUGGCUACUACACCUUUUCCUAGGCUGUGCCAAUAAAUGCUGCUCGAAGGUUC
Messenger RNA from Diceros bicornis minor, 1636 nucleotides. It is a transcript of the gene EIF2B2, whose product is annotated as eukaryotic translation initiation factor 2B subunit beta. Gene Ontology annotation, biological process: translational initiation. Gene Ontology annotation, cellular component: eukaryotic translation initiation factor 2B complex. Gene Ontology annotation, molecular function: translation initiation factor activity; guanyl-nucleotide exchange factor activity. NCBI's taxonomy places the organism in Eukaryota, Metazoa, Chordata, Mammalia, Perissodactyla, Rhinocerotidae. The record is from RefSeq and is a predicted model, not a curated record. Bases 74 to 1201 code for a protein of 375 amino acids. The transcript has 9 exons.